This is a messenger RNA of Paecilomyces variotii, 2304 nucleotides long. RefSeq names its product kinase-like domain-containing protein. The coding region runs from base 268 to 2091 and encodes 607 amino acids. Gene Ontology annotation, molecular function: protein serine/threonine kinase activity; ATP binding. The record is from RefSeq and is a predicted model, not a curated record. Gene Ontology annotation, biological process: peptidyl-threonine phosphorylation; peptidyl-serine phosphorylation. The transcript is spliced from 2 exons. Lineage: Eukaryota; Fungi; Ascomycota; Eurotiomycetes; Eurotiales; Thermoascaceae.
ACCAAAUAGUCAGUUGCCUGUCAUGUACAUUCUUCGCUACUGUCAGGUAAUCAUCGCCUUGUAACAAGAUCAACCCAUUUGGUUGCCUUCUAGCACCCUUCACCUUCAUCUCCCGCGCCCUAUAUAGGCCAAAAUGUAUAUCAGGCUGGCAGAUCUCUUUCCACCAACUCCGAGACUGCGGGGAACAGACCUGGUAUAAUAUCACCAGACGAUAAAGUACUCCAUUCUCCAAAGACCAGCAUUGAAGGCAUUUCAUCUAAUGGAGACAUGAGACCCGUCUCAAGCCAACGUUCAGGGCUGUCCCCUACAUUGUCACUAGACAAUUCUGGAAUUGCCUCUCUCCCAAUCCAGAUGGAAACACGAGAGUCCACAUCACGAUCUCGUUCUAACAGCAUCUUAUCCGUAAACACUAUGGCCAAGACCCUCAAGGAGCAACUCGAGGACGCACGCGUUGAAUGUUCCUACGAUCGACGUCAGAAAUUCAUCCCACGAGAUAGCCUGAAGCGACUGAUCACCAGAGAAACCGUCCGAGUGAUUCUUCAAAAUGAAGGUCUCGGCCAGCACAAGGCCGACGACAUUGCGGAAUGUACAUCUAAACAGGCCAGAGGGCUUUUUGCGAUCCUUGUCUCACUUAAGAAGCCCCGGGAGAUUGAAGCUUUUCUUGAAGAACGCAUUUGUGACAGAAACAUUCCCUUUUGGCGCCCACCGAACGAUAGCGAUUACCGGCUACAUGUGAAACGAGAAGACGCCUAUGAGCCAGUCCAGUGUAUGAGUGGCUGGCAGAGGAGACAGAGAGAGAAAUUCGACGAAAAACAGCAGUGGAUUUCGGCGCAUUUUUUCGAGUAUCAGGGAAGCGAUAAUCUGGAAGAUCGCAUCGUACCUUUCGUCAAGUUAUUAGAUGACGACAAGAACCACGAAGUAAAGGAAGGUGCAUAUAGCAAGGUGUUUGCUUGCCGGAUUCAUCACGCGCAUCAUGACUUGCCCCUGAAGCGAGAUAGAAAAGGCAACAUCCCCUUGGUAGCGAUCAAAAAGCUCAAGUCCUUGGAUGAAGGGGAAUUCAAAAAAGAACACGAGGCUCUGAGGAGGAUCGCAACUCAUAGCCAUCUGAUCAAGCUGCUGGCCUCCUUUCGUCACAGGGAUGAGUGGCAUUUUGUCUUUCAAUACGCCGACUUUAAUCUCCGCACCUUCUGGGAGCAGCGGCCUCGUCCACCAUUUGACGAACGGACCAUCCGCUGGACGCUCAAGCAGAUGAUAGGAAUAGCCGACGGAUUGGUGCAUAUCCACGGGUUUCGUCCGACCUUCUCGCAGCCAGUAUCCCUAGUCAACCGGGACGCAAACAUGCAGGUAAUUUCAGAGAUAAAACUAGACGAGGAAGAGAAGAUAUUCGGGCGUCAUGGCGAUAUAAAGCCUGAGAAUAUCCUGUUUUUCCAGCUCAUGGACGGCAUUGAUGAUCCGGAUGGUGUUUUACAGAUCGCUGAUUUUGGCCUUGGGAGAUUCCACGGUCGUGAUUCUCGCUCAAACAUCGACCCAACCGGUGUGGUCUUUUCCCCUACUUACGAACCUCCCGAAUGCAAAAUCUUCAGACCCGUCUCUCGCGUGUACGACAUCUGGAGCCUCGGCUGUCUGUACCUUGAGUUCAUCACCUGGCUCCUAAAGGGGUACGCGGAGAUCGAGAAUUUCGCCGAGCACCGCAGUGAGAUUUCAGCUCUGGGCAUUAGCGAGGAUAACUUCUUUACUGUUCUUCCAUCUGGUGAUGAUGCCGAAGUACGCCGUGGGGUUCGUACGUGGGUUGAGGAGCUUCGCACUCUGCCGCAGUGCUCGCAACUUAUUCACGACCUACUCCACCUCAUCAUAGACGAUAUGAUUGUAAUCAAGGCAGAAGAUCGCAUCAGAUCGAUGGAGCUUCGCCGGCGAUUGUCUCAAAUGCAGGAUAAGGCGAAUGGCUGCAAGGAUUAUCUUCUGAAAGGGUGCCCUCGUCCUCGCUCAACAUAUCGUCUCCUCUCGUCAUCUGUGAACACGAGGGCAGAGCGACGGGCCCCGUCACACUUGCGAAGGGAUGUACGAUUUGCCGAGCGGGUGAAAACCGCUUGAAAGCAUGUCGACUUUGUAUUUCUUCCUUUCUCCUUUCCAAUUUUGCGUUCAUGGUAUGUUUUAAGCAGACUUGCGGACAUGCACAUGGUUGUUCGUUGCAGAAUUAGCAUACGAUCCUUCGCUUCAUGGCGUCGUCUUGACAUGGCAGUGAAUAGAUAGUUUACGGUGGUGUCUCUAAAUGCUGAUAAAUUUGAGCCCCGGCUACGAACGAGC